ACAUUCCCCAUUAUUUCCUUCACAACACAACACACAACACACCCUUCUUUUCUUCUUCUCCUACAAUGGCUUUAACAAAAUCAACCAAACUUCCUCAAACACAACUCAUCAAACAAAUCCUUAAAAGAUGUUCAAGUCUAACCAAAAAACAACAACAACAAUCCUACGACGAUCAUCGUUUACAUGUUCCUAAAGGUCACUUUGUUGUCUAUGUUGGUGAAAACCGAAGCAGGUACAUUGUUCCCAUCUCCUUCCUAACUCGACCAGAGUUUCAAAACCUCUUACAUCAAGCUGAAGAAGAGUUCGGAUUCGAUCAUGACAUGGGUCUUACCAUCCCUUGCGACCAAGAUGUUUUCGAGUCUCUUACUUCCAUGCUCAGAUAGAAACUUUCCAUUUAUUUUUUGAGGAGAGAAAAUAAAACACCUAAAGAUGAAGCUGCUUCAUUGCUUCUCUACGAGUUUAUAAUUUUCUCCUCUUUUUUUCUCUUUAAUUUCUAAAUAUAUAUUAAUAUUAGUGUAUGUAUGAAUGAAUGAGGUUGAUGUUUUAGAGAGAGUUCAACCUCAUGAAAUUUCCCCAAGAAUGAAUCUUUGUGGGUUGAUUUAGAUUGUAAAUCUAGUUUGGUAGAAAUUGAGCACCAUUUUUUUCCUGCAGAUGUAGUGUAGGUUUGUUGUACUAUGUUGUUUUGCGAUGGAGAACUGAUUUAAAAGGAUAAUAUUUUUACU
Lathyrus oleraceus (garden pea) is the source of this 722-nucleotide messenger RNA. RefSeq names its product protein SMALL AUXIN UP-REGULATED RNA 51. Lineage: Eukaryota; Viridiplantae; Streptophyta; Magnoliopsida; Fabales; Fabaceae. Gene Ontology annotation, biological process: response to auxin. The coding region runs from base 66 to 383 and encodes 105 amino acids. The transcript has a single exon. The record is from RefSeq and is a predicted model, not a curated record.